AUGGCACGUGAAGUUAUAUGUUGGAGCGACGUGUGGGUCUACCACGAAUGCUGUGACGUCGCCACUUACGGUCCGGGAGGCCUCGGCUUGUGCUUCUCGCAGGAGAUCCUGACAUUCGACCUCUGCUGUCCUCAUCCGUACUACCGGCCCGUACCGCCACCGAACCUAAAGGUCGAGAUCGUGGACUCACCUUGGGGUGACGUUCACCUGGGCUGUGACUCAUCGUUUCCCUGGGCUCCUCAUGCUCUCGCCCCUGCCUUACUCCAUGGUCCUGCUUACCACCCCAACACCGGCGAACACAUGGAGGACCUCCUACCAUUUGAAGGAUCGACAGGACGUGGAGUGCGUCAGGAGCGCAUGGGUCUGCGAGGGUCCGACGAGGAAGCUGCGGAUCGUACGCAGCGAGUCAGGCACGAGCUCGCGAGGCGCUGGAGCACCAUGGGAUUCCGAAGCUUCAUGGACGGGGCGCGCCUCUACUACGAAACUCGCGAGUGGGGAAUCGAGAUGGUCGCAAUUCUCUCACAGAUCAUGGCGAACUUCGGGCACAGCCUCUCUCAGUGCAUGCCGGCCACCCUCCUGGCCGUGCUGAUCAAAGCGGAGACGCUCUUCGAUUUAGACCUUGGUGCCGCCAGACGCCUUCAUUGGACCGCCAGGGCACUGCUCCAAAGGGCUUUGACAGAGCGACGGAUGAACUGGACGCUCGGUGAGGAGGAUCCUUCGAGCUCCCAGGGCAUCCUCGCCGUGGCCCUGGAGCACGUCCGGCGCCUCGAAGAGCGGCGUCAGCCACCUUCGCGGCCCUGGGUGGUAGACCUGGUCUUCCCUCUCUGCUCCUUCAAAGAGCUCAACGCCAUCUCGGAGGGCCUGGCGUUGAUCGGGUCGGGGGUCGGCAGUGCCUGGGACCCUUUGGACGGCUGGCCGGCAGGGACUUUGCAAGCGCGGAAGGCCAGAGACCACAACCGGAUCCGAGGCCCCUGGAGGCAUGCCCGCUUCCGGCUCUUCAUCUACGCCGUCUGUGGGACCUACGGCCUCUUCGGCCGGCAUGCGGACAGCGCCUCCAUCUUACCAGAGGAGGAGGCCAGGCUGGCAAAGGAGAUCUUCAAGGGCUUGCCGAGCAGCACCGUGCAGCUCUUCAGGGCCGGACCGGAAGACCUCCCUCCCCUCCACCUGGCAGUCUUUGAAGAGGAGGUUCCUACAGGAGAUGUAGCCGCUUAUGUGCAUCAUCUGGCGGUGGCCUCCAGCAGCGAGAAUCUGGGUAACAUUACGAUGCUUCUGCAUCCGGACUUCUUGGAGCACGUCCGCUCUUGGAUGGUCGUGUCCAUCUUCCGGGCCUUUUUGAACGGAGCUUGGCCACAAGAGGUGGACUUCCUUUACUUAGGCUGGAGGCACGAGGGCCCGGUGACCAAAGAGGGCCGAGUAGCCUCGCACCUCCGCUACCACUGUGAUAUCGAACCUGGGCCAGGGGGACGCCUGGGCCCCUGUGAUGCGGGUUACAAUCCCAGGCUGCUUGAAAACAUGUGGCAGAUGAUCUUCGGGCGUCCUUUGGACCCUUUUUCGGGGGACGACUUGGGCGGCUACGAUUUCUCCCAGCUACUUGUGACCCGGCGAGCUGUACUGAAUCGCCCAGCCAGAUAUUGGCGCUAUCUUUCCAAGGUCCUGUCUGCCAAGAGUUCCUUUGAACUCUUGCCGGGAACCAGGUUCAUCUCCAGACGUACCGACCUCACGGUGAACGAUCCACACAACAAGGGUGUGUGCGCCUGGUUCGAGCACAUGUGGCACAUGCUCUUCGACCCGCGCUACUUUCCCAGGAAGGCUGACACGGUUCAGGAGGCAGACCUCAGAUCCUACACGCGGCUGCACGACGAAGCCUUGCCGCUUGGGUUGCGUGCCGGACCAGACACGGUCUUGGGGCGGCACUACUGGCUAAAUGCAGAACAGCAGUGCCGGGCGCUUCGGGACGAGCAGGGAUGCCGAAUCUACCACAUGCUGCAAGGGGGUCGUCAAACUUAA
This is a messenger RNA of Symbiodinium sp. CCMP2456, 2007 nucleotides long. NCBI's taxonomy places the organism in Eukaryota, Dinophyceae, Suessiales, Symbiodiniaceae. The record is from the annotation of a GenBank genome assembly.